Messenger RNA from Asparagus officinalis (garden asparagus), 1200 nucleotides. RefSeq names its product methionine adenosyltransferase 2 subunit beta. The record is from RefSeq and is a predicted model, not a curated record. NCBI's taxonomy places the organism in Eukaryota, Viridiplantae, Streptophyta, Magnoliopsida, Asparagales, Asparagaceae.
CUUCUCAAAACCUCAGUCAUCAAAAAAUGGAGGGGCGAAACCCAAAAAUUUUGGUCGUCGGCGGCAGCGGCUACGUGGGCCGCACCUUCUUCGCCCCUUUCAAUUCAACGCCCUCAUUCACUUCCUGCCUACUACUCGUCAUUCAAUCUCACCGCCGUCAUCCACUUUCAGACUCAGUCGUCCGCCGUCGCCCCCGCUCUCCCUUCGCCGUCGAUCUCAGCUCCGGCGAGGGUUUCGACGCCGUCUCCGCCGCUUUCGGCCAGCCGGAUGUGAUUGUAAACUGUGCUGCGAUCUCGGUUCCUCGAGAGUGCGAGGUCAAUCCGGAGGCUGCUAUGGCUAUUAACCUGCCGACUUCGCUUGUGAAUUGGUUGUUGAGCUUUGGCAAUGAGAGAUCGUUGUUGAUUCAUCUCUCAACUGAUCAAGUUUAUGAAGGCACAAAAUCAUUCUACAAAGAGGAGGAUGAGACGAAUCCUGUUAAUACUUACGGAAAAUCUAAAGUAGCAGCAGAGCAGUUUAUAUCUGAGAAAUACUCAAACUUCGCUCUCUUGAGGAGUAGUAUUAUAUAUGGUCCACAAACCAUCUCACCUGUUGCCAAGUCCCUCCCAGUCCAGUGGAUUGACAGUGUCCUUGCAAGGGGUGAUGAAGUUGAAUUUUAUCAUGAUGAAUAUCGCUGCCCAGUAUAUGUCAAGGACGUGGUGGACGUCAUAUUGGCAUUGAUAAAGAAAGGGAUAUCAGAUGACAAUCAAAUGAAAUUACUUCUAAAUGUGGGUGGACCGGAUAGAUUAUCACGGGCACAGAUUGCUGAGACAGUUGCAGAUGUUAGAGGUUACAGCCGCUUACCCAUCAAAGCCGUUUCUGCAUCAUCGGUUAAUCGAGGAGUCGUCUCCCCAGCUGACAUAUCUAUGGACAUAAGUAGAUUGAUUCAAGUGCUCGGUAUUACUCCAAUUUCAUUUAAAGAUGGUGUUAGAUCAACGCUCAAAGAAGGCAGUUCUUAAUUUAAAUCUAGAAUGAACCUCAUUGUGAUAUUUCAAGAUAUGGUCAGAGUCUGCAACAUUACAGGACUUGUACCAAUUUUAUGUUUUGCUUAUGGGAUUACGGCAUGUAUACGACAUCAUGUGAUUCAUUGCCCUCAUUCUUGUGGCGUAUGAUAUGUAUGAGUAUUUUUAUGCUGAAUUUGAGUUGUCUUUCUAGUUGGUACUA